CGCCUCUGAGGACAGCGCUUCUAAGAACAAGGCCUCUGAAGACAGCGCUUCUAAGGACAAGGCCUCUGAAGAUAGCGCUUCUGAAGAUAGCGCCUCUAAGGACAAGGCCUCUAAAGACAGCGCCUCUAAGGGCAAAGCCUCUAAGGGCAAGGCCUCUAAAGACAGCGCUUCUAAGAACGAGGCCUCCAGCAAGACCAAAUCAAAAGCGCAUCCGCCCAGUGCCACCACGUUUGACCAUCUAGCCGAUUUUUCGGCAUGGACCAGGUGGAGACCACACCGGUCAGCGAAUUCAAGCGCAAUGGCCAAGUCGUCCUCUACGGCUUUCUCGGGAAGCAGAAGGCCGUGAGCUCUGUCCUGAGCUUCUGCGAUUUCGAGAUUUCUAGCAGAGAAGUGGCUCUCCAGAUCGUUUCCCAGUGGGACAGGGAGGGUUCGUCAAGCCACCGCACUCACAAGCAACUCCUGGAAAUACCGGCCUACAGCCCCGUUCUCGUGUCGGGAACCCUUCAGCCGUCCGAGAAGAAAACGCCUUUCGACCCUACCCUCUUCUUCGCUAAGCAGUGGGAUAUCAGACUGACCGGAAUAGCGCCCCUCAACAAUUUCCCCAGCGAUAUCAUAGUCUCUAAGGAUGCUGUGUGGCCGCCGCAAUCUCGCCACUUACAGCUGCGGUUCGACCACCUCCUCCGAGAUCGGUUGCGCUUCCGCGACCAGAUCCGGACGACCCUCACGAGGAAGCUGCAGGAAUUGGAUUUCGUCCACAUCGACACGCCCAUCCUCUUCAAGUCGACGCCCGAAGGCGCGCGGGAAUUCCUCGUCCCGACGAGGCGGAAGGGGUACGCGUACGCGUUGCCCCAGAGCCCCCAGCAGUACAAGCAGCUGCUCAUGGCCAGCGGCGUGCACAAGUACUACCAGUGGGCGAGGUGCUUUCGCGACGAGGAUCAUCGUUCCGACAGGCAGCCCGAGUUCACCCAGCUCGACAUGGAGAUGGCCUUCACCACCUCCACCGGCAUUAUUGAGACCGUCAACCUGCUCAUCACACAAGUCUUCACCCACAUGACGCAUCAUGCCAUUCCGCUCGACGUCAACGGCGUACGGCACACCUUGACGACCUCGGCCACGAAGAAGGAGUCGAAAACUGGGUUCACCAAAGUCAGGGAUCCCGAUCUCCCCCGUUUCACAUACCGUGGUGUGCCGAAACAAAUAGCGUAUAUCCAAUGUAUAACACGCUACGGCACCGACAAACCAGACCUGCGCCUCCAGUGCCCCGAAGUAACGAAUAUCUUCCCAUUCACAGUCCCCCUCGACAGGAAGCUGGUGAAAAGGCUCGCCGACGACGACGAGAAACCCUACGUCGAGUUCUGCAAGUUCAGACUCAACCUGACGCCCGACAAGGCGUUUGACUUCAUACACGAGUUCCUCGCGGGGAUACCGAGAAACAACGAGCUCAAUCUCACCCCCGGCUACCAUCCUGUCGCCUUCGUCUCUGACAAGCUCCUGCUCGACGACGGGCUCGCCGAUCUCGGCAGUCGCGCCGUCAGCUGGAUCCAGACGUACAAGAACAACAACGGCUGGUGCGAGUUCUCCAUGGGCGACAUCCUCCUCGUGCACGCGCGGCCCAAGGCGCCGCUCGACGGCUGCUCCUCCACCGACCUCGGCCGGCUGCGCACCGCCGUCCACCGCGCCGCCGUCGAGAAGGGCUACCUGCCGCGCGACAACGACUUCGCCAGCGUCUGGGUGCGCGAGUUCCCCAUGUUCACGGCGGACGCGGCCGGCGAGAAGGGCGGCCAGGGCGGCGGCGCCGGGUUCUCGGCGACGCACCACCCGUUCACGGCGCCGGCGAGCGCCGAGGACCUGGCGCUGCUGUCCAAGGACCCGCUGGCGGCGCGCGGCGACUCGUUCGACCUGGUGAUCAACGGCGUCGAGGUGGGCGGCGGCAGCCGCCGCAUCCACGACGCGGAGCUGCAGAAGUACGUGCUGCGCAACGUGCUGCGCAUGGGCGAGGCGGGCGCGAAGCGCUUUGACCACCUGCUCGAGGCGCUGCGCGCCGGCUGCCCGCCGCACGCCGGCUUCGCGCUGGGCUUCGACCGCCUCAUCGCCGUGCUGACGGACUCGCCGACCGUGCGCGACGUCAUAGCGUUCCCCAAGACGGGGAGCGGCGAGGAUCCGCUCGUGGGCAGCCCCGCCAAGGUCACCAAGGAGCAGGCGUCCACGUACAACCUCCGGACGUGAGGAGCCGAGGGCGGCAGCGGAAGGGAGCCGGGGAGGCGGAAUGCGAUGCGCGGCGCGGCGCCGUCGGGACGAAUUCUACCCACGGAUACCUAACGAACGUCGCGAGCGCACCAGGUGUCGGACAUGUAGGCUAUGCGGAUAGAUCGAGACCGUGUACGAUAAAGGUGCUAGAUCGACACGCGCGCG
Molecule: messenger RNA, 2412 nt
Organism: Durotheca rogersii
Lineage: Eukaryota; Fungi; Ascomycota; Sordariomycetes; Xylariales; Xylariaceae
Product: tRNA synthetases class II-domain-containing protein
Exons: 3
Coding region: 256-2226 (656 amino acids)
Biological process (GO): aspartyl-tRNA aminoacylation
Cellular component (GO): cytoplasm; mitochondrion
Molecular function (GO): aspartate-tRNA ligase activity; ATP binding
Source: RefSeq, a predicted model, not a curated record